Messenger RNA from Rhododendron vialii, 798 nucleotides. RefSeq names its product expansin-A11. Gene Ontology annotation, cellular component: extracellular region. The record is from RefSeq and is a predicted model, not a curated record. Lineage: Eukaryota; Viridiplantae; Streptophyta; Magnoliopsida; Ericales; Ericaceae. Gene Ontology annotation, biological process: plant-type cell wall organization. The transcript has 3 exons. Bases 25 to 798 code for a protein of 257 amino acids.
CCUUUCAUUAGCCUACAAACAAAAAUGGUGAAAAAUAGCAUUCUGGAGCUGGUUAUCACAGUUGUCUUUUGCUUUCUUUUCGUUGAGGGCAAUGGGUUUGUGGCUUCUGGGUGGUCAAAUGCUCAUGCUACUUUUUAUGGAGGCAGUGAUGCUUCUGGAACAAUGGGGGGAGCUUGUGGGUAUGGAAACUUGUACGCCACUGGUUAUGGGCUAAGGACUGCGGCUUUAAGCACAGCAUUGUUCAACAAUGGAUUAGCUUGUGGACAAUGCUACCAGAUUAAAUGUGACUAUAAAUCAGACAUGGAGUGGUGUAUAAAAGGAACUUCGGUCACAAUUACCGCGACAAACUUCUGUCCACCAAACUAUGCUCAAGCAAACAACGAUGGAGGGUGGUGUAACCCACCCCGCCAACAUUUUGACAUGGCCCAACCUUCCUGGGAAAAGAUAGGCAUUUAUAGGGGCGGGAUUGUGCCCGUGUUCUUCCGAAGGGUACCCUGCAAAAAACAUGGUGGGGUUAGAUUCACCAUUUCCGGUAACAACUACUUUCAGCUUGUGCUGAUAACCAAUGUGGCUGGGCCCGGAUCUAUCCAAUCUGUGUCGAUCAAAGGCUCAAACACUGAUUGGAUACGAAUGUCAAGGAACUGGGGCGUGAAUUGGCAGUCAAAUAACUAUCUCACCGGCCAGCAUCUGUCGUUCAGCGUCACCACUACUGAUGGAGUGACAAAACUAUUUCAAAACAUUGCCCCAUCUAAUUGGGGCUUUGGGCAGACCUUCAGCAGUCUAGUUCAGUUUUCCUAA